Molecule: messenger RNA, 1632 nt
Organism: Xenopus laevis (African clawed frog)
Lineage: Eukaryota; Metazoa; Chordata; Amphibia; Anura; Pipidae
Gene: b3galt2l.L
Product: beta-1,3-galactosyltransferase 2
Exons: 4
Coding region: 481-1545 (354 amino acids)
Source: RefSeq, a predicted model, not a curated record
AUCACUCGCCAUGUAGGACCCGGGAGGUGGAGCUGCUUUUCCGUCGUGCACACAGAGGUUUCCCCGAUCCUCUUCAAUCUGAGACCCGCCUCCUGCCCGUUAUCUUCCUCUGUCAGGGGAGAGCAAGCGAGCGCCAGCACAGCAGAACAGCCAAAGAGCUGCAGACAUCCUCACACUGAUUUGAAUUUCCCACCUACUGUUGCACUUGUCUGGCUCCUUCACAUUGGGCUCUGGAAAAACUGGAAACAACCCAUUAGGAGAUAAAGCUCUGUUGACUCGUCCCCGUGGGAGUGGCUGGUAGGACUGUGAGCCCAGCAUGAGCUAAUGAUUUCUUGUUUGUUACUGAUACGUCUUGUGCAGCUCGUACAGCAGAUAUAGGAAGUAUGGACUGUCUGUGCUGAAACUAAAGCGAGAGCUCCAGAGGCAGAUACACGUACCUGACACAAGGAAGGGGAUAUAUACAAGUGUUUCAACACCUACAUGGUUAAUAUUUUAUAUGCUGGUGAGUGGGCUUUUCCUUGUGUUCACAUGACCUUUACAGGUUCACACGAUUGGGUAAAAACUGGAAUGAAUGAAAAUUCAUUUACUCAGCAAGGAGGAAAUAAAACCCAACGCUUCAGUUUCUUCAUUCUGUGCUGGCUUGUAUUGCUGGUUUAUGUUUCAUACAGUUACAACACCAUCGGGAGGAAUAACAUUGCUGUGAUAUUAGCCACAAAGGAGCCCAUUAUCACAAAGCCCUUAUACCCUUAUCUCAUCGAGGAGCCAUCAAAAUGUAGAGGAGACCCCCCAUUCUUACUGCUGCUCAUUCCUUCAAUGCCACAAGAUGUUCUCAUCAGGGACGUCCUGAGGAAGACUUGGGCCAAUGAAAGCUUAGUCCCUGAAAUCUCCAUCAAGAGGAUUUUCCUUCUGGGUCAUUCCCAUAAUAAUGAUGUUGAAAUGGCUGUGAGACAAGAGAGUUCUACAUUCCAUGACAUCAUCCAACAGGAUUUCCUGGACACCUACCGUAAUCUGACCAUCAAAACACUGAUGGGUAUAGAGUGGGUGAGUCGUCUCUGCCCCCGAGUCAGUUAUGUCAUGAAGGUGGAUAGUGACAUGUUCUUCAACCCUUGGUUCCUGGUGAAGCAGAUCUUACAGCCAGAGAAGCCCCUCAAAUUGGGUUUAUUCACAGGACGGGUCAUGUCAGGAGCUUCACCCAACAGGAAUAAAAAAAGCAAGUGGUACAUUUCAUAUUCAGACUACUCUGAAAAUGGCUACGCCACUUACUGUUCCGGCACAGGCUAUGUCUUCUCUGGAGGCUUGGCCCCGCUCAUAUACAAACAGGCAAUGGAGUUGAGCCUCUUGCCAUUUGAGGAUGUCUUUGUGGGUCUCUGCUUGAAAAGAAUAGGGUUGUACAUAUCCUGGCCAGGACGAUACUGGUUUAACAUUGACAGGAUCAAGUACAAUGGCUGCCAGUUUGCCAGGCUGGUUACUGUCCACCAUUAUAAGUCAGAGGAGUUGCUUAAUUUGUGGCCCGAUUUCCUCAAGGCAAUAAAAACGUGUACGUGAUAAGAUGCCUUGCCGAGAACAUGAACCCUAUUUCUAAAUAUGGAUCAUAUCUGCUUUUGUUUUCUAAUAAAUGUUCUGUAAAUCACA